ACCGAGGGCCUCGCUACCUUCUUUGCUCCACGAAAACUCUCGCACACAUCUGCUCCCGUCUCGGUUGCUCCUUCCUGCUGUUUUUUCUACCGUGCGGCAAAGAAAGAAAGAAAGAAACCAAAAAAAAAAAUUCCAUCCUUAUUAUCUUUUUAUUAUUGUCUUUGCCGCCGUGCGAGUUCGCUACGGCUGCUCGCUCGCUCCUGCUUGCUUGCUCGCUGGCCUCUGGCUGCCUGAAGAAAAAUAUCCCGAAACUCCCAGGCGAAGCUGACUCGCUCACCGCUCGCCGACCGCCGCCGACCGCCGCUGGCCGCUGAGUGGUGCUUUGUGGCCUUCAUCCCUUCGUUACACACAAAUAUAUCGCAGCACAAUAGCCUCGUGAAUAUAUGUCUUUAAUCGGAUUCCAUCCAUGAUAUCAUCCUUCCUUCUACCCGUUCUUCUUCAUCUUCUUCUGCUUCUUCUCCUGCUUCUUCCUUGCGCGUCCGAGAGCAUCGGAAUUCUCCGUUUCAUUCCCGGGCUGUCGGUGCAGAACAUCCUCCGUCACAAGGACAAAGAUCUCUAUUUCGAAGGCCACGACGGCCUCCGCGAUUUUUGGAAGCAAACGGCUGCCAGCAGACGAGAGAUAUUGCAACUUGCGCGGGAGGGGAAGAUAAGGGUUAUUCGAGGACCUCGCCCUCAGGCCAGCUCGCAAUCAGCAUCGCAAACUUCAACCGAAGAUCGGUCGCAGAGCGUCAGCACGGACGAAGACGCCCGCAACCUUGGAACAAGCGUCAGCAGCACCGGCACUGGUAGUGGUACCAGUAGCGUCGCCCCCAUCGACUCCAGAAAACGAAUCCAUCGUGCCGACGUCCUCACUGAUCCUCCAACUUCAAAACGACAGCAGCACGACUCUCUACCGCUGAUCACUAAUGGAUACGGCCCGCAACCGUCCAUAUUCAACCACAAUCCUCUUCCGACCCCUCCUGUGAUUGCCGAAUCGGCAUUCUGGGGUGAUCGGAAUAUGCCUCCUUCCCACCUCGAACAGCAACAGCGCCAGCAGCAGCAACAUCAGCAGCAGCAACGCCAGGACCAACAGCAGCAGUUACACCAGCAGCAGAACCACCACCGCUCAUCCGACACUCCGAGCAGCAGCAAUGCCAGCCUACAUCAACACCAGUCCCCCGCCACCCCUCCGACAGCAACCCAAACCCCGCUGCAAACUAUGGUCGUCGCCAGCAGCCCUACGGCGAUCGCCACCCUCCUGGCCGACCUUCAGGCCGCCUUCCAGGAGUACGACAUAAGCCUCCCGUCCAACCACACCAUGCAACGCCUCAAAGAGGAGCGCGACCGCGCCCUCGAGCGAGCCCUGCGCAUGGAACGUGAGCGCGACGACGCCCUCCGCUCCCGCGACGCAGCGCUCAAGCUCGCCGAGGAAAGCUACGGCGAGUUGCGCGCACUCAUGGACUCCCGCGCCCGGCGAAUCCAGGAGAUUCGCGAGAUCUCGCGCGGCUCCGUCGGCACCAAUCACGGCUCGCACAACCACAGCAUGUACGGCAGCGGCAGCAUCGGCGGCGGCGGUGGCAGUGUCGACCGCGAGCGCGAUAGGGACAGGGACCGUGAGCGCGGCGGCGUAAUGGGGAACGGAGGCGGGAAUGGAAACGGAGAGUGGGAAUAAGGGGGAUCCUGUGUGUUUUGUGCGUGUGCUUGUGUGUGUGGGUUUGUGUGUGGAGCGCGGGGGAGGACUUUUGAUAUUGGUUGGGGGCUUUGCGGUCGAAACACGUUUACGUUUACUCGGCCGUCUGUUCAUCGUCAUCUUGAAGCCCCUCGUUGCCCUGAUCAUACCUGGCCCGUCCGCUCGCCUGCUCGUUCGUCGCAUCGCAUCUUACAUCGCAUCCUUUUACAUUUCGCCCAUCCGUCCCGAAAGUUUCUUCUCUUCGCUUCGCUUACGAUCCCCCCACCACCACCCCACCUCACGAUUCGCCCUAAAACUCUUGACCCCUCACCUCACCCCUCAGUGCUCACCGUUCUAUUCUAUUCU
Molecule: messenger RNA, 2014 nt
Organism: Tricharina praecox
Lineage: Eukaryota; Fungi; Ascomycota; Pezizomycetes; Pezizales; Pyronemataceae
Exons: 3
Coding region: 407-1651 (414 amino acids)
Source: RefSeq, a predicted model, not a curated record